AUGGAUCAGCAAGCAAUCCAGCUCGGGGACCACAUCCUACAACGUCUAUGCGCCACAGCCUCUACGGAACGCAUACUCAUAGGCCUCGCGGGCGUGCCUGCCUCGGGGAAGUCGACUCUCGCGCAACUCAUCGUCGACCAUGUCAACAAGACGACCCGGCGCGAACACGCUGGAGUGGACCAUCGCGACAUCGCGGUGCUGAUCGGCCUGGACGGGUGGCACCUCUCGCGCGCGCAACUCGACGCGAUGCCGGACCCGAAGCUCGCGAGGGAUCGCCGUGGAGCCCAUUGGACGUUCGAUGGCGAGGCGUAUGUAGACUUCGUGCGUGCGCUCCGGAAGCCGCAUACCGAUCCAGCGUCCGCUGUUGGGGAGUCCGACGCGGUUUACGCACCUUCGUUUGACCAUGCUGUCAAGGACCCUAUGCCCCGCGCUGUCGCUGUCCACCCGUACCACCGCGUCGUGCUGAUCGAGGGCUUGUAUGGGUUCCUCGGCGUCCCUCCAUGGCGAGAAGCGGCGGAGAUGCUGGACGAAAGGUGGUGGUUGGAGGUAAGUGAGGAGGAGGCGGAACAGAGACUGGUAGCGAGGCAUGUGCGUAGCGGGGUUGCAAAGGACCUUGAGGAGGCUAUAUGGAGGUCAAGGGAGAAUGACGCACCCAAUGGCAGGUUCAUCAAGAAGAAUCUUUUGGAGCCCACACGAACCAUACAGAGUGUAGAGGACCCUGUGCAUGCGAGCGUAUGA
Fomitopsis serialis is the source of this 738-nucleotide messenger RNA. RefSeq names its product P-loop containing nucleoside triphosphate hydrolase protein. Gene Ontology annotation, cellular component: cytoplasm. Lineage: Eukaryota; Fungi; Basidiomycota; Agaricomycetes; Polyporales; Fomitopsidaceae. The record is from RefSeq and is a predicted model, not a curated record. The coding region runs from base 1 to 738 and encodes 245 amino acids. The transcript is spliced from 3 exons.